UAUGAGGGGCAGCCAUCAAAUUAUCUACAACUCACAUUGUUUCUUUUCUUCAAUCCAAUUCAAUUCAAUUCAUCUAUAGAAAUAGAAAUAGAAAUGGCCUCCAACUCCAACACAAGCCCGCACCAUUCUGGGAAUUCGUCAGCGAAAUUCAACAAGGAUGAACGAACAAAGGUGAUUCUACCUAAAGACCUCAACAUUGUAUGGGGCAACGACACCCGCUACUGGAACAUAAAUGAUGUGGCGGAAUUGCAUCAAGUGAGCUGGCUAGAGGUGACCGGCGGCGUGGAGGGAGCCUCGGCGGCGAAGAGCUACGAAGUAGGGUUUUCCGUGUCGUUGAAUCCAGAUGCAUUUGGGUGGGGAAAGUAUCCCAUUUAUAUCAUGAUUAAGAGAGGGAAGGAAGAGAAGGUUACGUGGACUAAGAUUUCGAUAAACCCUAAUAACCAGGAAACCCAGUUUGAGAUUAAAGGGAGGUUGCUCAAAUCUGAUCAUUCCACCGACAUUGGGAAGCUCAGCUUCGGAUUGUACGAGGUUUGGAGUGGCAAGUGGAAGGGAGGUCUCAAGAUUCACAAGGCAUUUGUCAACCAGUUAUGAAAUUCAUUUCAUUUUUAUACUAUCUUUUAUCGUGCUAUUUAUUUCAUUUAAUUUGAGAAUAUCUGUACCUUCCUAUACAGAUCGAUACUAUUGUUAUGUAAUUUUCGGAUAUCUAAUAAAAAAAGACUCAGUGUGAUUGUUCGUUUUAAA
This is a messenger RNA of Salvia miltiorrhiza (redroot sage), 741 nucleotides long. RefSeq names its product protein PHLOEM PROTEIN 2-LIKE A9-like. The record is from RefSeq and is a predicted model, not a curated record. The transcript is spliced from 2 exons. Bases 94 to 591 code for a protein of 165 amino acids. Lineage: Eukaryota; Viridiplantae; Streptophyta; Magnoliopsida; Lamiales; Lamiaceae.